AUGGCUACACCGUCGCCUUUCCUCGAGCCAGGUCCUACCACCUCUACCGGUGACCUGGCAAUUGUUCUUCUCUCACGCGACAACCUCCAACCCGUCACCCUCGAGGAAUCGACUGGCGCAGUUGAUGGUUAUCUUGAAGGCGCAACCCUUAAUACACGAUUCGGAUCGUUCCCUCACUCUACGCUACUCAAUAUUCCAUGGGGAUCUCAAGUUCGCGCAUCAAAUGUUGAUACUGGAUCAAGAGGACGAAAGCGCCGCCGUGAAGCGACAGACGACGAUACGCCAACGACGACUGGCCCAGACGAGGAAGUUACAGAUGUAACAUCCAAGCCUGCAAAGAAGGCCGUUGCUGCGGCAAGUGGCUUCAUUCAUAUUCUUCGACCGACACCCGAGCUUUGGACGAGCAGUCUACCCCAUCGAACUCAGGUCGUGUAUACCCCCGAUUACAGUUACAUCCUGCAGAGAAUACGAGCGGUUCCUGGCACUCGCAUUAUUGAAGCAGGUGCAGGUAGUGGAAGUUUCACACACGCCUCUGCUCGAGCUGUAUACAAUGGCUACCCCAAGGAUGAUAGUGACCGAAAAGGAAAGGUUUACAGCUUCGAGUACCACGAACCACGAUACCAGAAGAUGCAGGAAGAGAUUCACGAGCACAAGCUGGAUGGUGUUGUGCAAUUGACACACCGUGAUGUCUACGGAGAUGGUUUCAAUGUGGAUGGAAAGUCUCCUUUGGCUACUUCAGUCUUUCUCGAUUUGCCCGCGCCAUGGGAAGCUCUUCACCACCUUUCCCGACAAAGACCUGAAAAGCUCAAGAACGAGGAGAACUGGGUCUCACCCCUUGACCCUAAGAGGAGUGUUCAUAUUUGCACUUUCUCACCUUGUAUAGAGCAAGUCACCCGAACAAUCGAGGAAAUGCGACUCUUGGGCUGGACAGAUAUUGAUAUGGUGGAGAUUUCUGCCCGACGUAUCAACACUAUCCGUGAGCGAGUCGGAGCAAACCUUCCCGCUGAAAGGGGUAAUGUUCAAGCACCAGCAGACGUUAAGGAGGCUAUGCAAAGGCUCAAAGAAAUUAACCGAAAAACGAAAGAAUUCCACAAGGUUGCUUUCAAGUCAACAAACACCGAAGACGACUCUUCAGCAAUGGACAUUGACACACCAAAGUCGAACUCCUCCAAGAGCAACGGAAAGGUCGCUGAAGAUGAUGUAAAGCCCUGGAUGGCUGGAAACCUCUACCAUAGACCCGAGACGGAUCUCAAGACUCACACAUCAUAUCUCACUUUUGCUGUCCUGCCUAGAGAGUGGACAGAGGAGGAUGAGGCAGCUGCUUUCGCAAAGUGGCCAUGCGGACAAGAGUCUGGUGGAGUGAUUGGAAGCCUCAACAGACAGGCUCGUAAGCAACAGACACGGGAGAAGCUUGCGGCAAGGAAGAAGCAGAAGCAGGAGCAGGAAAAUGAUACCCAGAAAGAGGGAGCUGCCGAGGAGACGACAGAAACGCAAUAA
Molecule: messenger RNA, 1497 nt
Organism: Fusarium coffeatum
Lineage: Eukaryota; Fungi; Ascomycota; Sordariomycetes; Hypocreales; Nectriaceae
Exons: 1
Coding region: 1-1497 (498 amino acids)
Biological process (GO): tRNA methylation
Cellular component (GO): nucleus; tRNA (m1A) methyltransferase complex
Source: RefSeq, a predicted model, not a curated record